This is a messenger RNA of Scatophagus argus, 1594 nucleotides long. RefSeq names its product cilia and flagella associated protein 157 (gene cfap157). The transcript is spliced from 8 exons. The record is from RefSeq and is a predicted model, not a curated record. Gene Ontology annotation, cellular component: ciliary basal body; cilium. The coding region runs from base 129 to 1247 and encodes 372 amino acids. NCBI's taxonomy places the organism in Eukaryota, Metazoa, Chordata, Actinopteri, Scatophagidae. Gene Ontology annotation, molecular function: microtubule binding.
UUUUCUUUCAGGAAUUCAAACAAACUGUGAACUUUCUAUGACACCCUGAAACUGAAAAUAUUUAGGAAGAGGGUUUAGAAGAACAGAGAAAACAAAUUCAAAAAAUAUUAGGAAGAAGGUAAAUAACAAUGGCGCACAACUUUGGCUCUGGUCAGAGACAAAAAAUGCUUUACUCGAUCCAGAUUCGUGAUCUGGAAGAACGGUUGGAAGGAUUGAAGCUCGAAUAUGCCAAGCUGGAGAAAGAGAACAAAGACCUCACCUCUCAGCACAGUAUGUUGAAGAAGGACAAGAAAGAUUCCACUGAGCGACUGAAACUUGUCUUGGCAGACAAGAAGAAGGUGGAGGAGCUGGAGAGUCAGCUGUGGGCUAUCCGGGAGGACAAAGAGGCCCUGGAGCUGCAGCACAGCCAGCAGAAGCAGAAACUACAGGAGCAGGUGGAUGAGCUUAACUCAGUGAACAUGAUGCAGGUGGCUCAGUGUGAGGAGCAGAAGGAGCAGCUGAAGCAGAUGAUGCAGCAGCUGUCUGACAAGGAGUCACUGGAGAAGCAGCUGGUCAGUCAGAAGGAAGAGCAUGAAGCUGCCAUGUGCCGGCUGAAGAUGGAAGAAGAGUUGGAGAGGAAACGGUUGACUGAGCAGAUACUGGGAACAGUGGAUGAUUGUGUCAAGAUGAAGACCUCAGUCAUUCUUCCAGAAGUAAGGAUUCUUCAGAAGAGUUUGCUGCAGACCCAGUUCCCGCUGACUGAAAGCAUGGCCUUGGAGAGGGAAGUAGGUGCCCUGCAAGACGAAGUGAAUGAUCUUUGCAUCAAGAGGAACACCCUGAAGAAAGAUGUUAGCAAGAGUACACAUGAAAACUUGACCUGCAAGAAGGAGCUGGAGCAGAUGAAACAGAGGUGCCAACACCUGGAGAUGAACCUAAAUGACUAUAGAGCCAAGAACAAAAACCAGCUGGACAAGGAAAGAGAUCUCAGACAGGACAUGGCCUCAGUGUCCGAGAAGUGCCGCCAACAAACAGCUGAGACCAGUCAGCUGGCGGCCGAGCUACAGAAGAAGAACAGCAGGUGCCAGGAGUUGGAGGGCGUCAUGCAGGAAUCAAUCAUCAUUCUCAAACAUGCCCUAUCGGAGAAGGAGUCUGACACUCAAUGGAUGAUGGACAGGCUGCAUGACAUCAUGGAGAGCACUGUCCAAUGCGAUGUCUCUACAGUCGGUGUCUCCAAAGAGUGGUGGAAGACAGAAACUGCAGACCACUGACCCCAAACCAGCCAGGGCUGCAGGGGUGUUGGAGCCUGUCCCAGCUGACAUCGGGCAAGAGGCGUUGAAUACCCUGGGCAGGCUGCCAUUUCAUAAAAAUAAGAUGUGAUUCUUUUUCUUUUCUUGUUUUACAAUCUAUUUUGUAUUUGCUUUUCAGAAUUUAGUCACUUUAAUCCCACUUCUGUUCCGUGUGGGAUGUGCUGCACUGCUUAGUCUAAAAUGUCAGAAAAAUACUUUUCUCUACAGUAACCCGGUUACAGCGAUUAAAACAGAGGAGAGCAAGAAAGUCUCUUACUGGAUCAAAGAAUAUUCUGCAUUUUUUCCCAAUAAAUGACAUAAACAAUUAA